AAUUUGAUACAGCGUUAUUUAUUGUAUAUAUUUUAUUGGGAAGAGGAACUAACAAAGAAAGAUUUAAAAAAAAAAAUGCCCGAAGCGAUGAAGAUAAUUGUUAUAACCAACCCUCGUAAAAAUGUUUUUAGAGUUUAUUAUAAUCAAGCUGUGUCAAAUAAACAUCGCUUAAAACUAAUAAAUUGGUGGAUUAAAGAUAUUGGAUUAUACCAGAGGCCAGCGUUGCCUUCACCCCAAAAAGUGUACCAUAAUUUUCAUGGAAAAAUAUUUUACGUACCUGUGGUACAUAAACCGCCAUGGCAUUUUGUUAAAUACGACAAUACCUCAAAAAUCCGUGUUGAAGGCGGUCGAGACGAUAAACUUCUUGCGGUCAUAGCAGAAAAAUUAAAUUUUCGAUAUUCUUAUUUUGAUCCACCAGAUAGAAGCCAAGGGUCAUCAAUCCUAACAAAUGGUACAUUCGAAGGUGUUUUAGGAUUAAUAUGGACCAGAAAAGCAGAUUUUUUUCUAGGAGAUGUAGCUAUAACGUUAGAGCGAAGUUUAGCAGUAGAGUUUUCAUUUUUAACAUUAGCUGAUAGUGGAGCGUUUGUGACACAUGCACCAGGUCGAUUAAAUGAAGCCCUGGCAUUAGUACGACCAUUUCAAUUGAAUGUUUGGCCAUUAGUUGUUUUAACUGUACUUAUUUCUGGUCCAAUUUUAUAUGGACUAAUAGCUUCACCAGCAAUGUGGCGUAGACGGAAACGUUUUACAAUGGGAUGUCAAAAGAAAUUAUUCAACGAUUGUGUGUGGUUUACGACAACCAUAUUUUUACGGCAAACGGGAAAAACUCCAGAUAAAAGUUUUCGUGCAAGAUUUUUUACAAUCACAUUAUCAAUUGUUGCAACAUACGUUAUUGGAGACAUGUAUUCAGCAAAUUUAACUUCGUUAUUAGCUCGCCCUGGAAGAGAAAAACCAAUUAGCACGUUAUCUGAAUUAGAAGAUGCAAUGCGAAACGAUGAAUAUGAAUUGUAUGUUGAAAGGCAUAGUUCAUCGUACACCAUAUUAGAGAAUGGUACUGGAAUAUAUGGUCGAUUAUGGAAUUUAAUUCAACAUCAAAGACAAUAUUUAAUUGAUUCGGUUGAAACUGGUGUUAAAAUGGUGAGAAAUUCAAAACACAUUGCGGUAAUUGCUGGUCGUGAAACUAUAUUCUUUGAUUCACGUCGUUUUGGUGCACAUCAUUUUCAUUUAAGUGAAAAAUUAUAUACAGGUUAUUCGGCUAUUGCAUUUCAAAAUGGUUGUCCCUAUAUUGGAAAUUUCAAUGAAAUUUUAAUAAAGUUAUUUGAGGCUGGUAUAUUAACCAAAAUGACUGAAGAAGAAUAUGAAAAAUUGGGUAAAAAACAAUUAUCAGAUGAAACAUUAAAUCACGACGAAACAAUAAAUAGUAACAGCAAUUCAAAUCCAAAUGAUAAUAAUCCAUCACAAACAAGUGGUUCAAUUGGUUCGCAAACGAAUACUGUUAAAAAAGCUGCCGUUAUUGAGGAAGAACGACGAUCAGAGCCGAUAAAUUUGUCAAUGUUACAAGGUGCUUUCUAUAUAUUACUACUAGGGCAUAUGCUAUCAACUUGUACAUUUUUAAUGGAACUUGGUAUGUUUACUAAAAAACAUAAAAAAAUAGUCAAGAAAAAGCGUCAAAAUUGGUUCCAAUUAACAAUCAAUAAAUACUUUAAAUGCUAUUUUUGUAAAUUAUGUCAAAAGCCAUGUUUUAGUUUUGUUCGCUGGAUGAAAGAAAAAUUUGAACAAGCUAUACAUGAGGUAGCAUUAGAUUCACUAGAAUACGUAGAAUAA
This is a messenger RNA of Chrysoperla carnea, 1821 nucleotides long. RefSeq names its product ionotropic receptor 40a (gene Ir40a). The annotation marks the transcript as partial. The record is from RefSeq and is a predicted model, not a curated record. Gene Ontology annotation, molecular function: glutamate-gated receptor activity. NCBI's taxonomy places the organism in Eukaryota, Metazoa, Arthropoda, Insecta, Neuroptera, Chrysopidae. Gene Ontology annotation, cellular component: membrane. The transcript is spliced from 8 exons.